This is a messenger RNA of Erinaceus europaeus (western European hedgehog), 4579 nucleotides long. It is a transcript of the gene ZNF664, whose product is annotated as zinc finger protein 664. Lineage: Eukaryota; Metazoa; Chordata; Mammalia; Eulipotyphla; Erinaceidae. The coding region runs from base 1265 to 2050 and encodes 261 amino acids. The transcript has 6 exons. Gene Ontology annotation, cellular component: nucleus. Gene Ontology annotation, molecular function: RNA polymerase II cis-regulatory region sequence-specific DNA binding; DNA-binding transcription factor activity, RNA polymerase II-specific. Gene Ontology annotation, biological process: regulation of transcription by RNA polymerase II; central nervous system development. The record is from RefSeq and is a predicted model, not a curated record.
CUCGCGGGCCGGGUGCGUGCGCACGCGCGCUGCCCCCCGGAGGCGUCUGGGUGUGCGGAGCGCGCGCGCGUCUCGGAGGCGCACCUGUGAGGUGUCCCCGGAGGCGGAGGGAGGGCGGUGCGCGGGGCCCGCGGCCUGGGGCGCUGCAAGCCCUCACUCGGAGGCGCCCCCGGGACUCGGGGCCGGGCAGGAGCCGACUCAGGUGAUGCGGAGCCCCGGGCGCACCCCGCGCAGAAGGCCGCCGCCGCCCGCCGCCUCCAUUGUCUGACCACGGCCCGGCCCGACCUGCAGCAGAUAGCAACUUGGCACAACCUAUCAAAAUAAGAAACAAAAAAAAAAGACCUCCGGAGGCGGGGCUACAGAGCAGCAGCAGCUGUGUCUUUCUCCUUUCCCGGGUCAACUAGGAAUACCAAAGGAGACCACCUGGGACCACAAGACAGGACUAGAACAACUUCAGGAACCCACCAAAUCACCGCUCAGCAGCAUCCUCAGGCUUUGACAACCCUUCAGCCACUGUGGGCCCUGCAUCGUCUUCCUCUUCUGGAAUGUCUGGGCGCUUUUGACUCCGGACAUUGCGUGCUCCUCCCACCUGAGAAUGGAAUGAGUACUGAAGCGCUGGCCCUCCUUCCCUUUGAUGUGAGGGUGAGAAUGGAGCACCUGCGUGAUUAGCAGAAACUUGGAGUGACACCUAUGUAGGGACUCCAGAGGAGUGGAUUUACCGACUGGAACCAAGGAGCUUGCUUCCUGGGAAGGCUUCCUGUCUGAUGUGUAGAAGGCCCGGCAUCGUACUCAUUCUGCAAGGGGAGGCUCCAGGGGACUGAGACCAGCACGCACUGUCUCACCUUCCACUCCAGGGGACACUGCGCAGUCCUUUAUCUAGAAGUGAGAAGUACGAGAUUAUUCUUCAAGAGGAACAUUCCAGGCCUUUAGAAAUCCAAAGGUUCACACCUUGGAAGCUCCUAGGAAUGUUGACAACUCAGGAUCUGAGAGGAAGUUCUGUGCUAAUGAGUUACAGAAUUCAUGUGGGAGUAAAUGUCACUUUAUAGUCAAUAGUAAUACUGAGUGAGGAACACUAUGCAGGAAGAAACCUUCCAUAGAAAGACAGGCAGGGAGAAGCUUAGGCUGACUUUCAACUUGCCGAAUAGAGCAAGCCUGAGGUAAGCUGCCAAAAUGGCCAAAUAAGAGACUUUAUGAAGUAGCAAGCCUGUAACUAUAGUAGUUGUAAGGAAAUUUCUCCUCUAAGUCACGAUACCAAAUAGGAAAAAUGAUCUACAAGUGCCCCAUGUGCAGGGAGUUUUUCUCUGAGAGAGCAGAUCUUUUUAUACAUCAGAAAAUUCACACCGCUGAGAAGCCCCAUAAAUGUGACAAGUGUGAUAAGGGUUUCUUUCACAUCUCAGAACUUCAUAUUCACUGGCGAGAUCACACAGGAGAGAAGGUCUAUAAAUGUGAUGAUUGUGGUAAGGAUUUUAGUACCACAACAAAGCUCAACAGACAUAAAAAAAUCCACACAGUGGAGAAACCCUAUAAAUGUUAUGAGUGUGGCAAAGCCUUCAAUUGGAGCUCCCAUCUUCAGAUUCACAUGAGAGUCCAUACAGGUGAGAAGCCCUAUGUCUGCAGUGAGUGUGGAAGGGGCUUUAGUAAUAGCUCAAACCUCUGCAUGCACCAGAGGGUGCACACCGGGGAGAAGCCCUUUAAAUGUGAAGAGUGCGGGAAGGCCUUCAGGCACACUUCCAGCCUCUGCAUGCAUCAGAGGGUGCACACCGGGGAGAAGCCCUAUAAAUGUUACGAGUGUGGGAAGGCCUUCAGCCAGAGCUCCAGCCUGUGCAUUCACCAGCGGGUGCACACUGGGGAAAAGCCCUAUAGGUGUUGUGGGUGUGGGAAGGCCUUCAGCCAGAGCUCCAGCCUGUGCAUCCACCAGAGGGUGCACACCGGGGAGAAGCCUUUCAAAUGCGAUGAGUGUGGGAAGGCCUUCAGCCAGAGCACCAGCCUGUGCAUCCACCAGAGAGUGCACACAAAGGAGAGAAACCAUCUCAAAAUAUCAGUUAUAUAAAACAUUGUGCUGAGUUAAAAAAAAAAAAAAUCUUGAAACCCAUAAGUGCCACUAGGAAGGAAACCCUGUAAGUAUCUACAUUGACCCAAGAAGUUUAACAGCCAGCCCCAGCAGAACACUGUUUUUGUAGAGGCAUAUGAGAGGUUGUUUCUCUCGAUUCAUUGCUAGAUGUAUUCCACAGUUUGACUCUGAAUCUGGGAUCCCUCUAGUGUCUUCCCGAGAUGGGCUGGGGCGCCCCAGGUACGUGUGCGCUUCCUGGGACCCACGCUGUCAGUAGUGGGAAUACUAUGCAGAACCCAUGGUCAUUGCCCAGCCUUCAGAGUCACUUUGUCCAUGCUUUUCUGGAAAUUUGCCCCCCCAUACUCAUACUCCCCGCUGCGGGAGCGCAAGCCCUUCCUUCCUGUUGAUUCAAGCAUACUGGUUACUGCACCUGGAAAUGGACAGCUCCCGCUGAGAGAGUCUCCUGGUAUUUCUGAAGUCCCCAUACAACCCAGCUCCUACAUAUCUUCCCAUCGAUCCCAUUAUUUCUGAGCCCACUUGACCUUGAUGUCCAUGUACCCAGGGAUCUCCAUCCCUUCCUAGAUGGCAUUAAAUUUCAUUUUAGAUUUAGCUCAUACUUCCCAUUCACUUGGUCUAUCAGAGGAAUCAUUGGCAGACACACGUGCCCUCAAACUGUCUUUUAGUUUCAUGAAUUCUGCUGAUCUCUGUUAAUCAGACUUAAUUUUCUAGUGACUACAUCAUACUUUUAACUUGAAAGGUGUUUUUUUGUUUGUUUUUGUUUUUAUAGUUGAAUGUAAAUACUAGGGAGGAAGGCCCAGGCAAAGCUAGAGCUGUGUCCAUACAGAUUUGCCCUGUUGCGCUCCUGUUGUGGCCUGCAGAGCCCUUUACUGGGACAGGGGAGACCGUAUGAGAAGUGGACGGUAGAGACGAGUCACCAGGGACAGAUUCUAUUUCUAUAAUUUGGGACGGUACCGGGUAGGAGUCCUCAGUGCCUCAGCAUUGAAGGUUAUGUGUCAGUUCCUCUUUAGGUGUGAUUGUUGUCACUCUUGUCGUUCUUUUCUUCACUCUUUCAAUCUAUUUAUUGAACACCUGUGUGCCAGGCACUGUGCUGGUGCUGGGAAUACCACUGAAGCCGACAGACAAGGGCCCUACUCGUAGAGUUUACUUUGGGUGGAAGCGACGUGAUAAGCAAGUAAACAGAUCCAUAAUGUAGUUUGAGAUAGUGAUUAAGUGCUACGAAGAAAAUAACCUAGGGUGGCGGUUUAGAGUGGGCGGGUGGGGGUGGGGUGGUAUUAGAUAGUGGUCAGGGAGGCCUUUCUGAAGGCGGCACUGGAGCCCAGAGCACACCAGCUGGCUGUGCAGGAGACCUGGGCAGGCGUGCUCACGGUGCUUAGCAACAGAGAGGUGGCCGGGCGCCCGCACUAUUGAGCAGCAGGGACGGGGAGAGCUCCCAAGUUGUUUGGUAUCCUGAUGUUUAUAGGCCGCCUCUUUACUAGAAUAACAUUAAAAACUCAUGUGGAGGAGCUCAAGGAAUGUUUAGUGGAAGACCAAAAGUCCCCAAUGACAAGGACAAAAAAAAAAAAAAAAGUUCAUUUUUAACUUUGUUUCUUUUCUCAUUCCUGUCUUCAUGGGUUCCCACAUGUAGUCCUUUGCUCAGGAAGUCUGUGGGGGGGGGGGGAAAUUAAGGAUCUCUGAAGUUCUGAAAUGGGUGAUCAGGUUAGUGAUGUCUGUCAAACUGUCUAAGAGGCUGGAAAAUGAGGUAGCCAAAAUAGUCAUCAAAAUACUGAAAGCUUGAUUCGUCUCUUCAUACCUGGAUGCAUUUCUUCAGUUUGACUGGAAGCGGUUUUGUAUAACUUAACACCUCAGGACAUAAAGGUGUCAGAGGAGCAUAUCAUCUGUCGCUGAGUGGGUGGGCCAUGUUGCUAGAGAUGGGGACGGGAGUAAGUUUGUCCACAUCUGGACUUCAAUCCAGACAAAUCUGUGGACAAGCCUGUGGUGAGUCAUGUCACAUAUGUUGCUUCCUUUUCAAGUAGAGAAGGCAGCUUAAUGUUAAAAAGCCCCUUCCAGACCUGAAUUCAGCUACAAUUUACUGUAGUGUCUUAUCAGUCUUAUCACUCACGUCACAGUAGUAUGGAGCAUUAGAGAAAAGCCUAGACCUUUUUAGUUGAUAGCCAAUUGAAGUAUCACUGAUAAGAGUUUUAGUUUUAGGAGAAAUUGGUUUGAUUUCUAGCUUUAUUACUAUUAGGUAUGUGAGCUUGGGCAAAUCACUUAAUCUUUUGAGUCUAGUUUUCUCACUGACGAAAUGAGAACAUUAGGCUAAAUGAUUUCCAAGUUUCCAGCUAGUCCUAGAGUUCUAUAUUUCUACAUAGUUGAAUUAUUUUAUCAUGCUGUUGCUGGGGAAUAUGACUAACACUUUUGAAGCUACUAAUUUUAUGUCAAGCUUUAAAGUCCAUAAUUGUUAUCUUUGGAAAAUAUCAUUUGACCUACAGUAUGUCCAAAUCAAUUUAAUAAAAUCACUUUAUAACAGGG